This is a messenger RNA of Blepharisma stoltei, 2351 nucleotides long. The record is from the annotation of a GenBank genome assembly. Lineage: Eukaryota; Ciliophora; Heterotrichea; Heterotrichida; Blepharismidae.
AUGAUUUCUUUAUUUAUUCUUCUAUCUUUAACGAAGAAUUUCCAUCUUGCAAGAUGGAAAUCCAUUUUGGCUCGGCGACAGCAAAAAAAAUCCCAGAAUUCGGCCGUGCAAAAAAAAAAUAAAACGGCCGGAAGGCCAAGGGGUCGCAGAUGGCAAUUCUCUGGGGUGCAGGCUAGGGCUGACUGGGCUUCCCCUCGACCCACAGACAAGAUACCGACGGCGCAACAUCAAUCAAGCACUUCUGGAGGAGCAUUAUGGUGCCUGCGAAUGGCACAGGUGGUUCCAGAAGAAGAUAAUGGACGAUCCUCUCAUACCCUGAGCACCACCAGGGGUUAAGAGAGUCCUUGCCGAAAUUUUUGAUCCAGCAGGGUCGGGUGAGUCUCCCCGACAGACUGAGGACGUCACCAUUUUUGAUUGCUCCGAAGAAAAAGGGCGUUAGGUGGCUUUAGUGCUUAGUGCCACAUGAAGCACGAAGCUGAAGUCCGACUGGCUAGGGGCUGAAAUAAUCCCCGCUUAACCUCUCUAACUAAUCUCUCUCUCUAUCUUUAACAGAAGCCUUAAUUCGCAUCCCUCUUCAUCUAGAUUUUAAACCUUCAGCAAACUUUUCCAAUACAAGUUACCCCUCUCCAUUCAGAAGACUUGCAUCUUCGUCAACAGUGACUAACUAUGAAAACGUACCUUUUAUUUAGUAUCAAUAUUACGUCAAAAUUGAGAUUGGAACUCCUCCACAAUAUUUUUCAGGACUACUAUCCCUUAGGUCCUCUUGGAUUUUUAUAGAUCAGAAAAACUGUUAUCCAUGCAGGCUUUCGUCUAACAAAUUUGACUCAAGCCUUUCGUUAACUUUUCAAAGCGAAAAUAUCUAUUUAACUCUAGACUCUGUUGGCCAAUUAGAAGGAUAUACAGGAAAAGACACAGUCAAAAUAGGAGGAAUUGCUGCUAAAUCCCAAAGAAUACUUUUAGUCAGCAAGGAGCAUGACAUGGACAAUCUUAAGUCAGACGGUAUAUUUGGCUUAGGUUUUAGCACUUCUAGUGAUGGAACCCCCUCUAUUUUGAAUACUUUUUAUGCCCAGCAUGACAUUAAUCACAUAAUUUUUUCACUUUACUUCAAUGAUUUCAACGAUCCUUCUGACUUGCCUAAUUAUGGCCAGUCAAUGCUUAUCAUUGGUGGUCAUGAUUUAAAUAAAUAUUCAGCAGAAAGCACUUUUACAUAUAUAAAAGCAAAAAACUCCAAUGGAGCUUGGCAAGUGGACUUCGAUAGCGCUACUUUUGAUGGAGCUAAUUAUACAAAUGCAUAUAAAGCAGCAAUUAGUUCUGGGACGAGCUUCAUUUUAGGGCCAAAAGACGCAAUUAACGGUAUUUUAAAACGAUUGCAUGACAAGUAUGACUGCGAUGACGUAGAUGGGCAGCUCUAUUGCAAUUGCAAUGGAAAGUAUCCUGAUUUUAUAGUUCAAAUAAGUGGAAUAAAAUUUACAAUUAAGCCCGCAGGAUAUUUGAUACAAAGUGAUUCCUAUUGCAUCCCAACAUUUGAUUAUACAACAAUUGCAUAUGCAUGAGUGUUAGGUGAUUCUUUUCUCCGAAGAUUUUAUACAAUUUUUGAUAUGGAAAACAUGAAAAUUGGCUUUGCCACUGUUGGGUAUACAUCUCAAAUCAGCUAUUCUAAUUAUACUAAUUCGAAUGGUUCUGGCAGUGGGUCCUCUGGAACAAAUUCUACAUCAGGCUCUAAUAGCACAAACCCAGGUAGUGGCUCGGGGUCAUCAGGAAAUGGUUCAGGGUCAUCAGGAAAUGGCUCUGGUACUCACAAUUCCACAACAGGCAACACGAAUUCAACUGGCUCAGGGUCUAAUACUAUUGACUCUUCUAAUGAAUGGAAACUAACACUUGCUAUAACGCUUUCUGCAUUAUCAGUCUUUAUGGUUUGAAUAUUUUCGUUGGCUGUUCUCUUUUUUAAAAUGAGAGAAAGUCGCAACAUAGCUAUAAAUGAGCAGAGACAGGAAGAAUUAAGAAGAAUUGAAGAAUUGCGAAAAAUUGAAGAGGAGCGGAGAUAUAGAGAAGCGCACGCGCCCGAUCAUCCAAAUAAUCGCAGCAAUCCAGCACCUGAGAAUACCAAACAACGCAGAAAAUGUGGAAGCGUUUUUCCGAGUGAAUUAAGAGGACUUACAUGUUAUCAUUAUUUUUGUGAAAGAGAUUUAAGAGAGUAUUUAGAGAAUAGCAUUAAGGAAAAUAUGAUGGAAAAAACUAUGCGAUGUCCCCUUGAUCAUUGUAAUGGAGAAAUAGGCCUUAUCACUAUUCAGGCCCUUGUAUCUCCAAAUUUAUGGGAAAAGUUUGAUAAUUAUUAUCAAAGAGAAUUAUAG